Messenger RNA from Eubalaena glacialis (North Atlantic right whale), 3104 nucleotides. It is a transcript of the gene IKBKE, whose product is annotated as inhibitor of nuclear factor kappa B kinase subunit epsilon. The transcript is spliced from 22 exons. Gene Ontology annotation, molecular function: ATP binding; protein serine/threonine kinase activity. Bases 198 to 2354 code for a protein of 718 amino acids. The record is from RefSeq and is a predicted model, not a curated record. Gene Ontology annotation, biological process: peptidyl-serine phosphorylation. Gene Ontology annotation, cellular component: cytoplasm. Lineage: Eukaryota; Metazoa; Chordata; Mammalia; Artiodactyla; Balaenidae.
CAUGAAUGACAACAAGCCCUGAAAGCUCUGGGGGCGCCACGCAGUCCCACAAGCCUGCAUGCCCCACAGCCGAGAUGGGCUCAGCUCCUGGACUUGCCACAGACAGAAAACAUAACACACACUUGCUGGGGAGAGUCUUUGCCUGAUCGGGGGCUGCUCAGAGCACAGGAAGGUGGCCGGCCAGCUGGGAGCAGGAGAUGCAGAGCACCGUCAAUUACCUGUGGCACACGGAUGACCUGCUGGGGCAGGGGGCCACUGCUAGUGUGUACAAGGCCCGAAACAAGAAAUCCGGGGAGCUGGUUGCUGUGAAGGUCUUCAACACGGCCAGCUACCUGCGACCCCGCGAGGUGCAGGUGAGGGAGUUUGAGGUCCUGCGGAAGCUGAACCAUCAGAACAUCAUCAAGCUCUUUGCGGUGGAGGAGAUGGGGGCCAGCCGGCAGAAGGCGCUGGUGAUGGAGUACUGCGCCAGCGGGAGCCUGCUGAGCGUGCUGGAGAGCCCUGAGAACGCCUUUGGGCUGCCCGAGGACGAGUUCCUGGUGGUGCUGCGCUGUGUGGUGGCCGGCAUGAACCACCUGCGGGAGAACGGCAUCGUCCACCGAGACAUCAAGCCGGGGAACAUCAUGCGCCUGGUCGGGGAGGAGGGGCAGAGCAUCUACAAGCUGACGGACUUCGGGGCAGCCCGUGAGCUGGAUGACGACGAGAAGUUCGUCUCGGUCUACGGCACCGAGGAGUACCUGCACCCUGACAUGUAUGAGCGGGCAGUGCUUCGCAAGCCCCAACAGAAAGCUUUUGGGGUGGCCGUGGACCUCUGGAGCAUUGGGGUGACCCUGUACCAUGCGGCCACUGGCAGCCUGCCCUUCGUCCCCUUUGGAGGGCCCCGGCGCAACAAGGAGAUCAUGUACCGGAUCACCACGGAGAAGCCAGCCGGGGCCAUUGCAGGCACUCAGAGGCUGGAGAACGGGCCCCUGGAGUGGAGCUACACCCUCCCCGUCACCUGCCAGCUGUCCAUGGGGCUGCAGAUCCAGCUGGUGCCCAUCCUGGCCAACAUCCUAGAGGUGGAGCAGGCCAAGUGCUGGGGCUUCGACCAGUUCUUUGCGGAGACCAGUGACAUCCUGCAGCGAGUUGUCGUCCACGUCUUCUCCUUGCCGCAGGCCGUCGUGCACCACGUCUACAUCCACGCGCACAACACGAUAGCCAUCUUUCUGGAGGCCGUGUACAAGCAGACCAACGUGGCCCCCCAGCACCAGGAGUACCUCUUUGAGGGUCACCUCUGUGUCCUCGAGUCCAGCCUCUCAGCACAGCACAUCGCCCACACGACAGCAAGCAGCCCCCUGACCCUGUUCAGCAUGGUCAGCGAGACCCCCAAGGGGCUGGCCUUCAGGGACCCUGCUCUGGACAUCCCCAAGUUUGUCCCCAAAGUGGACCUGCAGGCAGAUUACAACACGGCCAAGGGUGUGUUGGGUGCCGGCUACCAGGCCCUGCGGCUGGCACAGGCCUUGCUGGCAGGACAGGAGCUGAUGCUUCGGGGACUGUACUGGUUCGUAGAGAUACUCCAGGCCACGUGCAGGCGGACGCUGGAGGUCACGAGGAUGGCCCUCCUCUUCCUCAGCAGCAGCCUCGGCACUGAGAGGUUCAGCAACAUGGCUGGGGUGACUGAGAUCCAGGAACUGAAGAGGGCCGCAGAGCUGAGGUCCAAGCUGCGGACUUUGGCUGAGGUCCUCUCCAGAUGUUCCCAUAAUAUCACAGAGACCAAGAUGACCCUGAGCAACCUGAGCUCUGAGCUGAUGAAGAACCGGGAUCAGGUACAUGAGGACAGAAGCAUCCAGCAGAUUCAGUGCUGUUUGGACAAGAUGUAUCUCAUUUACAAACAGUUCAAGAAAUCCAGGAUGAGGCCAGGGCUUGGCUACAACGAGGAGCAGAUUCACAAGCUGGAUAAGGUGAAUUUUAGUCAUUUAGCCAAAAGGCUCCUGCAGGUGUUCCAGGAGGAGCGUGUGCAGAAGUACCAGGCAUCCCUGGUCACGCAUGGCAAGAGAAUGAGGGUGGUGCAUGAGACCAGGAACCACCUGCGCCUGGUGGGCUGCUCCGUGGCCGCCUGUAACACAGAAGCCCAGGGAGCCCAGGAGAGCCUCAGCAAGAUCCUUGACUGGCUAUCUCACCAGCUCCUGCAGGACAGAACAAAGGGGGCUCAGGCCUCACCACCCCCUACAGCUCCUUAUCCUAGCCCUGCACUAAAGGACCUGGUUCUCCACAUGCAAGAGCUCUGCAAGGAGAUGAAGGUGCUGGCGUCUGACCUCCAGGACAACAACCGCGUCAUCGAAGGGUUAAGUAGGGUCCCAUCGGCUCCUGACAUCUGAACUCUGGGGGGUGCAUGAGGAAUCCUGAAGCAUUAGAAUCGUUCAGACACUGCUCUCCUGCCUGCACUGGGGGACCCAACACAGGACGAUACCUGGUCGCAUCUCAUCAGCCUACCUCCCUCCUGCCUGACGGCCAGGAGAUGUUGCCAGCAUUACCUUCCACUGCCUUUCUGCGGGAAGCAGCACAGCAGGACCUGGGGCACCAGGCCAUCUCUACAUCCUGGCCCCACUGCCCGGGCUGACCUUUGCAUCUUACGUAGGCUCAGGUACAGCUCUUCUGUUGCCCUGGCCUGUAUAGCUGAACCUGGCCGGGCUGUGGCGAGAAGAGGCUCCGAAAGCCCCUCCCUCCCACCCCCUCUGGUUUACAGGGCUUUGCUCCUCAGGGAACAGAAGAGGAGGCCUCCUGGGGUCAGACGACCUCAUCUCAGUCUUCCCUCCUCUUAAGGUGUUCUACGUUGAACACACAGCCCUCUCCCUGCUCCCGUGAUGUCUGAGGGUUGCCACACGUGGCCCCAGGCAUGACAGAGCCCAAGUUCCCUUCCCCUCUGGUCUGGCUGAGCCUAAGGCUGAGAAAGCAGGUGGUCGAGGCCGCGUGCCAGUGUCUCGGCGACCCUUUCCCCUGUCCCUCUGAGGCACCACCAGGUUCUGGGGUUUGUAGCCAGCGGUGUCAACAGUAGCCGUGCCAAUUAGCACAGGCCCGUAAGUCCAGAGCCCUGAGGAAAUCAAGGCCCGCACCUUCAAGAAGUGAAA